Saitoella complicata NRRL Y-17804 is the source of this 1635-nucleotide messenger RNA. RefSeq names its product Vps36-domain-containing protein. Lineage: Eukaryota; Fungi; Ascomycota; Saitoellomycetes; Saitoellales; Saitoellaceae. The transcript has 3 exons. Gene Ontology annotation, cellular component: ESCRT II complex; late endosome membrane. Gene Ontology annotation, biological process: protein transport to vacuole involved in ubiquitin-dependent protein catabolic process via the multivesicular body sorting pathway. The coding region runs from base 1 to 1635 and encodes 544 amino acids. Gene Ontology annotation, molecular function: ubiquitin binding; phosphatidylinositol-3-phosphate binding. The record is from RefSeq and is a predicted model, not a curated record.
AUGCACAGAUGGAGUAAAAUCAACUUGACCAGUGCGAGGAGACCAGAGCUGUCAGAGGACGAGACGACUCUUUUCGUCCAAAUCCAUGUCGGUCUCUACGAUGGAAAGUACAAAUCGGCUGAUCAUCAGAAUGGUGCAAUAUACCUGACCUCAAAAAGAGUAUGCUACGUUGACAGUGCCCAAUCUGGGCAAAAUUCGGUAGGAUUAGAGCUGGCACUGAUUGACAGUUACGACACCUAUGCUGGUUUUAUGAGGUCUUCUCCGAAGAUCACUCUUCAUCUUCACGACAAGGCAUCCGCGACAGCUUCGAACGUCAAUUCUGGGAUAGUGACGCCGGAUUCAUCAAACGUCACGGCGCAACCAACUACAUUGCCACUCACACAAUGGAUAUGUCCAAUAUGCUCCUUUUCUAACCCUUUACCUUCGCAGUACACGUCGAGCGCUUCUGCUCCUCCAUGUUUAACGUGCGGGAUCAAGCCUGCACCAGAGGUCUUGGCUAAAGCAGCAGCCCAGAGACCUGCGCCUGUGUCUUUGCCGAAUCCUGCUGAGGUUUUCAGUUCUUCCGAUGACGAUCACACAUUUGCAUGCCCUGUAUGCACCUUCCACAAUCACCCGUCGUUAACCAGCUGCGAGAUGUGCGGAAGUCCGUUGAUGUCGUCAAACUUGCCUCCAGCUCUUCGAAAUACAGCAGGCGCAGAAUCGCCUGGACCAAUGUCUUCGGGCAUCGUGAGGGCACGGUAUGUCAAGAUAAGUUUCAGGCAAGGUGGGGAACGCCAAUUUUUGGAACGACUGCGAGGUGCGCUACGGGAGCGGCGGUGGGAAGCUGCUCCGCCUAUUGGAGAUUUACAGAUUACGCCCAUACCGGAGCAACGAGGCUUUGGAAUUGGCGGGCUGCAGAGGGCUGAUGAAAGUGUGAGAAAAACUAAUGAGGUUGCAAUGGGUAACGCACUGGAGGACCUGGAUGCUUUGAUGAAGAGGGCGAAAGAGAUGGUUGCGUUGGCGGAAGCCUUUGCUCACCGACUUGCUUCGGCCCCGUCUACAACCGGUAAUACAGAGGCCAGAGCUGCAUUGCUUGAAAGUACGCAGGCGCUGGGACUUUCGUCUCCGGUGGUGACGAGGGAGAUUACUGGAGGGAACGAUGUGUACCACGCUGAAUUGGCGAAGCAAGUGGCCGAGUUUCUUGAGAGCGGUAUCUUACAGAAGGAAGGUGGUACUGUCACCUUGAUUGAUCUCUUUGCACUCUACAAUCGUGCAAGGGGUGUUGCGCUUGUGUCGCCCGCUGAUCUUGCCAAAGCGUGCACGUUAUUUGCUCAGUUGAAAUUGCCGGUACGAUUGCGUACAUUCAAAUCAGGCUUGGUGGUAGUACACGAUGCGAGCAGAAAGGACGAGACUGUCAUCCGACGACUGAAGGAAUGGAUUUCAUCUUACGAGACGGGUGCAACUUGUCAAGAAACCGCGGAGCAGUUCAAGUGGAGUGUUGGCGUAGCCUUGGAGGAGCUGGAGCUUGCUGAGGCCAGUGGCACUCUUUGUCGAGAUGAGAGCAUCGAGGGGGUCAAGUUCUGGAUCAAUGAGUUUAUCACCUUCACCUGGGACGUAGACAGCGUGAGAGGCGCUUGGGAAGCAGUAAACUCGUGA